AUGCGCCUCUUCGCCUUCCUUCUCCUCUUUACACUCCUCAGCCUCGCGCUGGCGGACACCGAGAUCGUCAACGUCCGCAUUCCUCUUCCCCCAUCCGACUUGGUGGGCGUCAAGCUCACCCGGCUCGAGGCGGGUCGGCGACACACGCACACGCUCUCGUCCAACGACUCGGAGACGUACUUCUUUGCGGCCCUCGAUCCGGGGGGAUGGACGGCGCGCAUUUCCUGGCCGGCAUCGACGCCGACGCGGUUCACGAUCACACCGCACGGGCACGCCGACGGCGCAGUGUUCCAUGUCCGCGCGUCGGCGCUCGCGCCGCGCGUGCCAUACUUCAACCCCGAGGGGCUCGCCGACUCGGAUUUCGAGACUACGUUCCACAUCCUCGUUGAGCCGUUGUUGCUUGGCGUGCUCCCGCGCACGGCGGUGAGUGCCUUCGGCGCGAUAGCGGUGUGCGUCGCCAUCGCCGCGUUCCUCGCACCGCGAUUCUUGGCGGGCCUGCAUGGUCUCGUGCGUCACCUCGAUGAAGAACCGACCAAGGACGAAUGA
This is a messenger RNA of Cutaneotrichosporon oleaginosum, 546 nucleotides long. RefSeq lists its product as uncharacterized. NCBI's taxonomy places the organism in Eukaryota, Fungi, Basidiomycota, Tremellomycetes, Trichosporonales, Trichosporonaceae. The record is from RefSeq and is a predicted model, not a curated record.